Messenger RNA from Closterium sp. NIES-65, 4332 nucleotides. The record is from the annotation of a GenBank genome assembly. NCBI's taxonomy places the organism in Eukaryota, Viridiplantae, Streptophyta, Zygnematophyceae, Desmidiales, Closteriaceae.
AUGGGUGGGCGUUGGUGGCGAGCGGUGGUGGGACGCCUGAGUCUCAUGCAGCGAGGCAAGGCGCCCCUGAGGUACAGCCACAGCCGCAAUCCCUGGCAGGGUGGGCGCGCUGGGGGAGCCAAGGGGGUUGCGGGGGCGGAGGGGGUUGGAGGGGCGGAGCACAUGGGCGCGCAAGGGGGUGCGUGGACGGGGGGAGUUGCGCCAGGCAGGGGAGGGGGGUGGGGGUCGCUGCUGGUUGCCUGUGCUGCAGGGGCGGCUGGGUGUGCGGUGGUGGAGAUGGGGGUGGAAAAGGGAAAAGAAGCUGCUGGCGUGAUGGCGGAUGCAUGGAGGCAGAUGCAGGGGGAUUGGCUGCUGCUGCGGGUGGAGUGUGCUGACGUGGUUGCUCUUAGUGCUAGCAUCAAAUCUGAUGAUAGCGAAUCGUUCUUGAAAAACCGUGAAUCUGGUGGGGAUGGUGGGGCAGGUGGGGCUGGUGGUGGAAAUGAGAGAAAUGGGAGCAGCAGCGUCGUUGCAAGCACCAGCAGUGAAAUCACUGGUGGCAAGUCCAGUGGCGGCGUUGUGGGCAGGAAGCGGGUGGUGGUGCUGGGGUCGGGGUGGGGCGCGGUGAGCUUCCUUAAAGCCAUAGACGCACAUGGGUACGAUGUGACUCUCAUCUCGCCCCGCAACUUCUUCCUCUUCACGCCGCUGCUGCCAAGUGUCACCACAGGAGUGGUCGAGGGCAGGAGCAUUGCUGAGCCAAUCAGACGCAUCCUGCUGCGGCAUGGCAGCUCGGCUCGUUUCCUCGAGGCCGAGUGCAUUGCCAUCGACCCCGCCUCCAGGACCCUCUCCUGCCGCGCCCCUGCUGCCCUGCCCGCUGCCGCGCUGCCCGCUCCGCUGCCCGUGCCGGCUGUUGCAAAGGCUGGAGGCCAGAAGGAGGGUGACGGGGCGAGGGGAGAAGGUGGCGGGGAGUGUGGUGGGGCGAGGGAGGUUCACUUCUCAGUGCCGUACGACAUGCUGGUGGUGGCCGUGGGGGCCGUGCCCAACACAUUCAAUGUUCCAGGCGUGCAGCAGCACUGCCACUUCCUCAAGGCAAGUACUGGCCACCAGGCAUGGGGUAGGGGCACGGGGAGACUGGUCACUCCUUGUACCACCCUCCGCAAUCUCUUGUUCCACCUCAUGUGCCUAUCCAUUCUCCCCAUCAUCCCGGCAUGCCGUCUCCCCCAUCUCUCUACCCCAUCUCUCCUCGUCAUCUCUCCCCCCAUCUCUCCUCGCCAUCUCUCCCCCCAUCUCUCCUCGCCAUCUCUCCCCCCAUCUCUCCUCUCCAUCUCUCCCCCCACUCUCCUCGCCAUCUCUCCCCCCAUCUCUCCUCGCCAUCUCUCCCCCCAUCUCUCCUCGCCAUCUCCCCCCCAUCUCUCCUCGCCAUCUCUCCCCCCGUCUCUCCUCGCCAUCUCCCCCCCAAUCUCUCCUCGCCAUCUCCCCCUCAAUCUCUCCUCGCCAUCUCCCCCCCAAUCUCUCCUCCCGCCCCCUGCGUCUCGUCAUCCCCCCUGCCAGUCUCUGGACGAUGCAGAGGCCAUCCGAAACACGCUCAUUGACUGCUUCGAGGCGGCGUCUUUGCCGGGAAUCGAAGCAGAGGAGCAACACAGGCUGCUGCACGUGGUGGUGGUGGGGGGCGGUCCCACAGGCGUGGAGGUGGCAGCAGCAGUGCACGACAUGGUGCAGGGGGACCUGUACCACCUCUACCCCACACUCAAGGGCAAGGCUUCCGUCUCUCUGCUGCAGUCAGGCGACCACAUUCUCAACAUGUUUGAUCUGCGCAUAUCUGAGUUUGCCGCCCGCAAGUUCCAGCGGGACGGCAUCACUGUUCACACGCACGCGCGCGUCACGGCUGUCACUCCGCGCGCUCUCCAUGUGCGGGAGACGAGCAGCAGCAGGGAGAGCGGCAGCAGCGAUGGCAGCAAGAGUGGAGUGCACGGCCGCAGCAGUGCGGAGAGCAGUAGUGGUGGAAAGAGCAGCGGGGAGAGGGAGGUGCCGUAUGGAGUGGUGGUGUGGGCAACAGGCAUCACGGCGCAUCCCCUGGUUGUGAAGCUGAGGGAGCAACUUGGGCAGGUGAGUUUUGGGGCAGGUACAAACUGUGAACAGAGCGGUGGUGCGAAAAGCAGGAGGCAGAGGGAGGUGCAGUAUGCGUAUGGAGUGGUGGUGUGGGAGCGACAGGCAUCACGGCCCAUCCCCUCGUUGUGCACACCACAAGCGAGCAUUGGAGGUGGACGAGUGGAUGGCAGUGAGAGGGGCAGACAGCAUUCUCAUCACCGUUCCCUCUUUCCUUUGAUGCUCCCCUUUCCUCUCCCCUCUGCAGCACCACAAGCGAGCAUUGGAGGUGGACGAGUGGAUGGCAGUGAGAGGGGCAGACAGCAUUCUCAUCACCGUUCCCUCUUUCCUUUGAUGCUCCCCUUUCCUCUCCCCUCUGCAGCACCACAAGCGAGCAUUGGAGGUGGACGAGUGGAUGGCAGUGAGAGGGGCAGACAGCAUUCUCAUCACCGUUCCCUCUUUCCUUUGAUGCUCCCCUUUCCUCUCCCCUCUGCAGCACCACAAGCGAGCAUUGGAGGUGGACGAGUGGAUGGCAGUGAGAGGGGCAGACAGCAUUCUCAUCACCGUUCCCUCUUUCCUUUGAUGCUCCCCUUUCCUCUCCCCUCUGCAGCACCACAAGCGAGCAUUGGAGGUGGACGAGUGGAUGGCAGUGAGGGGCGCAGAGGCGGGCAGCAUGUGGGCGCUGGGCGACUGUGCUGCCAUUCACCACCGCCGCUUCACGACUGUGCUGCCAUUCACCACCGCCCCUUCACGACUGUGCUGCCAUUCACCACCGCCCCUUCACGACUGUGCUGCCAUUCACCACCGCCCCUUCACGACUGUGCUGCCAUUCACCACCGCCCCUUCACGACUGUGCUGCCAUUCACCACCGCCCCUUCACGACUGUGCUGCCAUUCACCACCGCCCCUUCACGACUGUGCUGCCAUUCACCACCGCCCCUUCACGACUGUGCUGCCAUUCACCACCGCCCCUUCACGACUGUGCUGCCAUUCACCACCGCCGCUUCACGACUGUGCUGCCAUUCACCACCGCCGCUUCACGACUGUGCUGCCAUUCACCACCGCCCCUUCACGACUGUGCUGCCAUUCACCACCGCCCCUUCACGACUGUGCUGCCAUUCACCACCGCCCCUUCACGACUGUGCUGCCAUUCACCACCGCCCCUUCACGACUGUGCUGCCAUUCACCACCGCCCCUUCACGACUGUGCUGCCAUUCACCACCGCCGCUUCACGACUGUGAGGGGGGCAGCAUAUCGCAAUAGCUCAUCUCUUUCCCUUGUCUCCGACAGUUAUUGCCGUCCCUUUCCUUGCACUCUCUCCUCCCCUCUUUCUCCCCCCUCCCCUCUUUCUCCCCGCUCCCCCCCCCCCCCCCCCCCCCCUUUCUCCCCCCUCCCCCAUCCGCCCCUUCAUGUCCCCUCACGUCGCGCCUCCGUUUUCCCGCCUCUUUCCCCCACCGCUACGCCCCGUCCAACCCCUCGCAUGAUCAUUGUGCGUGCAGGACGAGGCAGCUCGCAUAUUCCUUACUCUCGCCUUCUUCCCUGUCCUUCCAUGCCCCGCCCCGUCUCCCAUGUCACCACUCUGCUCCUCUCACUGUGCGGCCAGGACGACACAGCGCGCAUAUUUCGAGCCUUUGACACCAACGGGGAUGGCUGCCUCUCGCCCUCCGAGACCAAGGCAGCCCUGCGAGCCCUCCAGCAGCGCUACCCGCAUGCUGCCGCUCUGCUCAGGUCACGGGACCGCAUGGCACAGCUCGUUCAGGUACACCCCUGUCCCUUUUCCUGCUGCCACCCAGUCUCUGAGUCCAAGACGACUCCCGGCGCAUUGGCAGGAUGCAUUGCACGCGGACAGCAAGGCAGGAGCACCGCCAGGCACAGGGGAGCACCGCCAGGCACAGGGGAGCUGGGAAAUGAGGGGGGCGAGCAGCAGGCGUGCGAGGGCAGGGAGCUGUCUCUGGAGCAGUUUGAGGCGGUGCUGCGGCGGGUGGAGGGGCAGAUGAAGACCCUGCCGGCCACGGCACAGGUGGCAGCGCAGCAGGGGCAGUACGUGGCGCGCUGCUUUAAUCGCCUGCUGGACCCGGGGUUGACCCCGGAGGGGCCGCUGAAGCUGCGAGGGGAGGGCCGGCAUCUGCUGCAGCCAUUCCGCUACGUCCAUUUGGGGCAGUUCGCCCCGCUUGGGUCGGAGACCAUGGCAGCAGAGCUGCCUGGCGACUGGGUCAGCAUCGGCCGGUCCACUCAGUGGCUCUGGUACUCCGUGUAUGCCAGGUGGGUGUGA